Messenger RNA from Paramecium sonneborni, 2260 nucleotides. NCBI's taxonomy places the organism in Eukaryota, Ciliophora, Oligohymenophorea, Peniculida, Parameciidae. The record is from the annotation of a GenBank genome assembly.
AUGUCUAAAAAGCAAAAUUCAUAGUCAGCUCCUGAGAUUUUAUAGUAUAAGGUUCGACCUCAAAACCAUUAUUAAAUAGAAUAGUUGGUGUUAAAUGACAUGAAAAAAAGAAUUUUAAAUGAUGAGAUGAAUUCAAUCUAAUUCUAUGAUAUUAUCUAACCAGAUAUGGUAGAAUAUUAUUAUAUUUAGAAUGAAAUUGUAACAACAAAUCCGAAAGAUCUUACAAAGAAACCAAUAAAGUUACAUAAAAAAGUAAAACGUUCAGAUUUAGAGUCUAAUUUACGAAACAAGUUAGUUAAUGAACCUGGUGGUAAGUUAUUACUAUAAGAAAUGUAACUUAUUUAUUUAUUUUAGUUAUGAGAAGUUAGAUGAAGAUGAGAACUCUUAAUUGGUAAAACAAGUACUUCAUAAAGAAGAAUAAUUUAAGGGAAAUAGAUAAUAUAAGGCAGAAAGUGAUAAUUUAAUGGUGGCAAACUUAGAUUAAUGGUGGAAGUAAGUAAAGGUUUAGAAGUAGUAAGAAUUUGAAAAGAAAUAAUUAGAAAUAGAGAAAGAAAGUAUUGAGAAAUUGUUUUAAUAUAGAAUAGGCAAUUGCUUAACUUUAGAAGACUGCAUCAAUAUCUUCAUUUAGAAGAGGAGCUGUAGAUAAAAGAACUGGUACAACACUCUUGCCUGCAUUUCCUAAAUUAAUGUAAUCUCAAUCCUCUGAUGAUAAAUCUUCAUAGCCAGGAAAUGAAAAUCUUUUUAAAUAAAAAGUUAAAGGUUCUUUGGCUAAAAUAUCAAAUUAAAAAAAAGCAGAAUUAUUACAUUAAGAUAUGGGAUUAGUUAAGUAAUUAGAUAAGUAUCUUUAAUAAGGAUCUACUUUAACUUCAUAAGAAUUAAUUAAUAUUGAAUAAGCUAGAUAAAAAUAAUCACAUGAAGAAAAAUAAACAGAUAUUUUGAUAUUCGAUUAUACUGUAGAAGGUUUGAAAAAUAGUUUACAUACAAGAGUUAAGAUGCAUUUAACUAAUUUCUUAAAUGCUAAUGAAAGAGCUGUCUUUUAUGAAAAAUAAACAAAUUCUAUCUUAUAAUAAAUCAAUACUAAAUUAGAAAAAUAAAAAAAAAUUGUUUUUAAAAAUGAUCAUGAUUUAGAAUCUUUGAGAAUGGAAAAUCAUGAAAUAUAUAAUCGACUUAGAUCUAUUGAAGAUAUUUAAAAAUAAUUAAAAGAAGAACUUGGUAAGGUUGGUAAUAAUAAUAAUUCUUAAAUAUAAAAGACUUAGAAAUCUUCAAAUGUAGAUUUUUAUAUGGCUACAGUUGGAAAAUAAAAUGAAAUUGAAUCUCAAUUAGAAACUAUGAAAGAUAGUUAUAAAAAAUAUAAAUUACAAAUUAAACUCAAUUUUAAAUAGAUUGAAAAAUUAGAGGCUGAAAAUUCUAAAUUAAACAAAAAUAAUAAAGAAUUAUUAAAAUCAAUAUAAGGAUUUCUACUGGAAUUACUUAAAAUUGGUCUGGAUUGUAGAAAAUAAGGAUUAUGUUGGAUUGUUAAGGCUGUAUGGGAUACAAAUGAAAAAUUAUGUGAUGAUAAUUUUCCUUCUUAUUUAGACUCAAAAGGAAGAGAAUUUCUUAUUUAAAAAGCCAAAAAAAUGGUUGAAUUAAAUGAAUUAUUUAUAAGAGCUCAUCAAUUAUUUGGAAGUUAUCAUGGAAAGCUAGAAAAAUCUUAAGAUAAUUUAAAUACUUCUAUUUUAUCAAUAUUAUCUAAGAAUCAUUUUUCUUAAAUUGAUUCAGAAGAUAUUAAAAGAAAGACACUUAGAGAUAGAAGAAUGAAAUCUAGUGGAGAAAUCAAUCUAUUACUUAAAGGUUUAAAUAAAGAAGAAAAAUAAAGUAUUUAAGGAACUCUCACAUAGAUUUUCUAAAGUAAGUAGACUUUGAAUGACAUAAUUUAUACAGAAGCACAAAAGAAGAUAUAAAAAAUGUUUAAAACUGAAACUAGUAUAAUAUUAGAAUAAUCAUUUAUUUCUGAAGAUAAAGAGAAAUUAAUAAGAGAAUAUUAAUAAAUUUAAAAAGAUAUUGAAACAAAAGAGAUUAUGUUUAAGAAAUUUGAAGAUUGUGAAUUAUAGAGAAUUGUUAAAGAAAUCGAAUACAAAAAGUAUUUACAAAGGUAAUAUUAAAGUAUUAUAAUUUAAGAUUUUCGGUAGAACCCUUAUAAGUAUUGUCUGCAUUAUUUGGCUAUGUGAAAGCAGAAAGAGAAUUAAUAAAAUAAGGUAUGAUGCAUAUAUCAAAUAAUUGA